UGUAUAUGCAGUCCAUCACCAAACUGCUACUCUUCUUUUUAAUAACUAUAACCGUGCAAUAAACAAGUGAUAUCACGAUGUUUGGGACAUUUCUGGUUGUCUUUGCUCUUGUCGGACCAUGGGGCGCCCACGGCCUUUCGGCUGUAGUCGUCGAACCCGUACGCGACCAGGGAGUGGAGGCGGCACUGAUCGUGAUCCCGGGGGCAGAGAUCCGUGGAGAGGCCUACCUACCUCUCGCUGAGAGCAUCCAGCGUGAGUCGAUGCUCAAGCUAUGGGUUGCAUUGACCACGGAUUACAUCGGAGACACACCCUUCCCACCACAGCUAACCCGAGCAAUAAAUAUUGCUUUAGACGAUCUUGUAUCCACUGGUAUGCCUGAAAAUACACCGAUUUUCUUUGCUGGUCAUUCUCUUGGUGGAACAUUUCUACAGAGCUACGUCAGCAGAAGUCCGUCUGUGACUAAAGGCGUAAUGUUAUGGGCGUCAUACCUAACGGGUCGUUUGGAUGACCUUGCUGCCUACCCCACCCCCAUCAUGCACCUGAGUGGGGAUCUAGAUGGCCAGGUCAAGAUCACAAGAAUAGCAAAACCAUUCAGGGAUUUAGAGGCUUUGCAACUGAAGGACGAAACAGCCCUUGCUACUAAACCAGUCGUUGUCGUAGAGGGGGUGAAUCACUUCCAGUUUGCGUCAGGUGACCCACCCCCAGCUGUUGUCCGAGGAGACAUUUCUCCCGAUGCUACCGCUACCGAAGCCUGGACUCUGCUGGCUCGGGUGAUGAGAGACUUUAUGUCAUAUAAUCUUGAUGUGGAUAAAGAAACGACGUUUACCAACUUGGCAGCACGCCAUUAUGAAACUCAAUUGAAAAUGGCGCCACUUACGGCAGCCAAGGACUUGGAGUGGAACGGCACCGCUUCAACCUGGAUCUCAGAUGCACAGGAGCUUGUUGCUGCCUUCCCAGCUGACCUCGCGACCCCAGUGACCAUCUACAACAUCGGGUACACCGACCAACGCCAAUUCGAAGAAUCCAAGCCCGCUGUGGUCAAGGACUCCGAUGGCAUGGUCAUCAUAGCAACCAGGUCAAAAGCCGAGUUUCCACGCAACCCUGUCGACAUCUCCUCCCUCAUGGACUCGGCCAAUGAGAUCGCUGGGAAGUUUAAGAACCAGGAGGCAAUUAAAAGGAUCGUCAAGGAAGAUGGAUAUGGUGAUAGCGCCACCUGUCGGGUUAUCAAUGAAGAAGCAUACCAAUAUGCGUAUAAUGCAGCGCCUGAAAGAGUUCAAUCGCGAUACGAUUCAAGAGGAAAACAAAUGGUUUUCAGGGAUGAUGUGAACACAUCUACUGGCUCACAAUGGGUUAGUUCACACGUGGAGUACGAGACGCAAAGCGAUGGAUCCCUUGAGGUGACUUCUGGUGCACUGUACACGAACGUGACGUUCCCCGUAGCCAGCCUCGCGGGGAUGUACUACUGUAAGCUCAUGUCCCCUUAUAGAGCCCUGGAGUGGAUGUAUGUCGAUUCGCUGCGUCCCGUAACGACAGAUUGAAAUAAUCUCUAAGCCAGUUCAUUUUUUAACACGAUUGCAAAAACUUUCGAGAAAUCAACUCAAGGGCGAUUUCAAUUACUAUAUUGUAUAUCUCCUAGAGAUCAUGUCUGGAUUACGCAAUAUGUAAUUGUAAUGCGAGCGGACAAAGCCAUUGCAAUUGCGUAAGUUGAUUCUUACGAAGGUCUUUGCGCUCAUGUUCUUCGUUCUCGUUCCCUAUGUUUUUCCCUCUUUUCCUUCCUUCCUUUCUGGAAUUAUUCCUUUAUUUACAUAAUUUACGACCAUAUCGUUGAAUUGAUUAGGAUUCAAUGCACAAAAAUCAUUUAUAGAUUACCUCAAACCUAAACCGCAACCAUCUCACAUUCCCUUUUUAUUGUUUUUUUUCUCUUUUUGUCAACAGUCUUCCUUUCAAAAAUUAAUCCAUCAAAAUUUCUUUAAAGGGAUGUAAGCUUUCCUUUAUGAAUACUUGGAGUAACAUUGAGAGACUCAAGGCCUACCCUAAUUUUGCCUAUAUUUUGUUUGUUCUAUCACCUAAUCCUGUCUUUUAUGUAGUCAGAAGAGUUGGCCAUGAUUAGGUUCAACCCCUUUCUCUUUCUUUCUCCCUCUCCCUUAACCCCCUCUCUCUAUCUCUCUUUGCCUCUACUCCCUCUCUUUCUCUUUCUUAGUCAGCUUUUAUCCUACACCUAAUAUUGAGUUCCUGGAUCAGAAUUAGAGACAAAUAUUGUUGAGGUUCUUUUUCUUUUAAGUAAAGCUUGCUUUCACAAAAUGUAGGAGCUCAUUUAUGAAAUAGAAAUUAAACAUUUUCUCGUGCUAGUAUCCUGUUUCUUUACCUUCACGAAUCUUCCUUUUCCAUGCACCUUAACUUCCCCUUUUCUUUAUUCUGGCAUCGUUGAAUAAAUCGUGAUAAAGUGUUGAAUUUCAAAAUGAGUGCUAGUUUUGUUUGUU
Messenger RNA from Strongylocentrotus purpuratus (purple sea urchin), 2480 nucleotides. RefSeq lists its product as uncharacterized. The coding region runs from base 78 to 1538 and encodes 486 amino acids. The record is from RefSeq and is a predicted model, not a curated record. NCBI's taxonomy places the organism in Eukaryota, Metazoa, Echinodermata, Echinoidea, Camarodonta, Strongylocentrotidae. The transcript has 8 exons. Gene Ontology annotation, molecular function: hydrolase activity.